This is a messenger RNA of Parastagonospora nodorum SN15, 387 nucleotides long. RefSeq lists its product as hypothetical. The transcript is spliced from 2 exons. NCBI's taxonomy places the organism in Eukaryota, Fungi, Ascomycota, Dothideomycetes, Pleosporales, Phaeosphaeriaceae. The coding region runs from base 1 to 387 and encodes 128 amino acids. The record is from RefSeq and is a predicted model, not a curated record.
AUGGCACCUGGGAUCAGCCCGCGGAUGCAGGACGGACGGACGCUGCGCCAAAGCAGACGAGGUGCAGCAAGCAACACGCACUUGGGCACGGUAUUUUCUGGCAAAAGUGUCCAGUCCCCACGCGUCCCGGGAUGGAUGAUGCUGCCUGCCACAUCGCUGCUUACGACUCCGAGCCUGCGCAGCCCAUCUGUUGGCCUCGCCGACGCUGCAUGCAUCAACAUGGACAAAAACCUUGGAACUGCCAAACCGGGAGCCCUGGCACCCCAUGACUUUCGCCACCAUGCCGCCCGAGCGACUACUCCUGGGCGGCCAUCCUACGUGCCGGCCUGCCCAUGUUUGAUGUCAAGCACCCGGGCCUGCACCGCUGAAAAUUUAUUGUCGCGAUAG